Molecule: messenger RNA, 2070 nt
Organism: Tilletiaria anomala UBC 951
Lineage: Eukaryota; Fungi; Basidiomycota; Exobasidiomycetes; Georgefischeriales; Tilletiariaceae
Exons: 3
Coding region: 165-1691 (508 amino acids)
Molecular function (GO): oxidoreductase activity, acting on the CH-OH group of donors, NAD or NADP as acceptor; NAD binding
Source: RefSeq, a predicted model, not a curated record
GAAAUACGGACGUUGAUCGCUGUCUCUUGCCUUCUAACAUCCGAGUUGCAAAUGGAGAAAUCCAAUGCUGGGGUUUAUAAGAAGAACACGCUCAUCCCUAUCCUCCUUGCAACGCAGCUUCCCUCUACACGAACAUUGAGCCCUUAAAGAAUUGUUGGCCCAGCAUGACGCACGAAAACAACUACCACCAUGCACAAGCAUUUCACCGGGCGGGUUUCUCCCCGCCCAGCAACUUCAGCGGCUCGUUCAGCGCCAUGAUGAACGCGCAGCAACAACAGACAGCUGCGACAGCUGCGGCAGCCACUGCAACGGCACAAGCCUCAAGCGUCUUUGGCGGCUCGCCUAGUUCGCCGCCCGGUGCAAUGUACCAGCCGACCGCACCCCGCGCACGCGCAGUUUCCAUCCCAGGCUCCAGCAGAGCCCCAAGGUUGCUCACACCCUUUGCCAUUGGCGACAUCAAGAUCCUUCUGCUCGAGAACGUUAGUCAAGGCGCUGUGCAGAUGCUUAGAGAGCAAGGGUAUCAAGUAGACUUCCAUACCAAGGCUUGGAGCGAGGAAGAGCUCUGCAAGAAGAUUGGGGACUACAACGUCAUCGGCAUUCGAUCAAAAACAAAGCUCACCGCCAAAGUAUUCCGGAAUGCCAAUAAGCUGCUCGCGGUCGGCUGCUUCUGCAUCGGCACCAACCAAGUCGAUCUGAAUGCCGCUGCCAAGGCUGGUGUUGCUGUCUUCAACUCGCCCUUUGCCAACUCGCGCUCAGUAGCCGAGUUAGUGAUCGCCGAGGUCAUCUCGUUAUCGCGACAGUUGACCGACCGUGCGAUGGAAAUGCGCCUGGGCGAGUGGAACAAGGUGUCAAAAGGCUGCUUUGAAAUUCGAGGCAAGACGCUCGGAAUCGUGGGCUAUGGUCACAUUGGCUCACAGCUGUCAGUCCUUGCGGAGAGCAUGGGCAUGGCUGUCCUCUACUACGACGUGAUUCCGCUCAUGCCACUUGGCACAGCGCGACAGGUCGACACGCUAGAAGAACUGCUUGGCCGCUCUGAUUUCGUGUCACUUCACGUUCCGGAGUUGCCCGAAACGAAGAACAUGAUUUCUACGCAACAGAUUCAGGCGAUGAAGAAGGGCUCCUACUUGUUGAACAAUGCACGUGGCACAAUAGUCGACAUCCCUGCGCUCAUCGAAGGCUUGGAGUCCGGCCAUCUCGCUGGUGCGGCGGUUGACGUGUACCCGAAGGAGCCAGCAGGAAACGGCAAGGACCUUUUCACCGACUCUUUGAACCCUUGGGCCGAGGGUCUACGCAAGUGCAACAACGUCAUCCUGACGCCCCACAUUGGCGGCAGCACCGAGGAAGCACAGAAGAUGAUCGGCAUUGAGGUCGCCAGUGCUCUGACGCGCUACAUCAACAUUGGCUCCUCGGUCGGUGCUGUCAACUUCCCAGAGGUAGAUCUGCGUGCCAUCACCGAAGCCGAAACGCGCGUCAUCCGGAUCUGCUACGUCCACCAAAACCAGCCUGGUUCGCUCAAGGUUAUCAAUGAGAUUCUGGGGAGCCAUAACGUCGACAAGCAACACACAGACUCGAGCAAGGAUAUUGCGUACCUUAUGGCCGAUAUUUCGGAUGUCAGCGAGCAGGACAUGCAGGACAUCUACGACCGAGUGUCCAAGACUCCGGCAAAUAUUCUGACGCGCCUCUUGACAUAAAGGCUCCUUGCGUCUCCGCAAUGCCACUUCAACAAAUGGCAUAUGCGCCUGGCCCUGAUCAGGUGAGGCAUCGCAGACUGAUGCGAAUCAAGUAAAAAGACCGUUUCAGCAUGUUCCGGAGACCUUCAACUGUCUGUCUCCCCUUCUCGUUUGCAACCAUACCAUUUAUGUAACGUCGCGUCGCAUGGUACAGUAGAUUCUGUGAGAUUGGCCGCUGGCCGUUGUGUCAUGGGUAGUGGCGGGGUUGCCAAGCUGGGGACCGAAUGGCCGCCGCGCGAGGAUCUGGUCUGGACGAAUUUGGAGUUUAGAUGGCGCGUAGAAGGAGGCAAAAUGAUUUUCCAAUGACGAACCUUGCCCGUUAGCCAUUUGUUUGUAAACU